UGUUGAUAUCGAGCAGAUUGAAUGUGCAUAAAAUUUAUGUUCUUUUUAGUCCAUUACGACGAGUCUGCGAGUGUUAACGUGCGCGUACGCAAGACAAUUGUCGAGCAUUCAAAAGCGUCUGUUCGAUUUAGUUGGAGUGUUGUUGCCGCAAAGUGAGUUUUUGGCAAGUCCAGUAGCCCAACGCUGGGCAACAAGCUGUACGUUUCAUUAACUAAUAAGAAAUUGUAGUGUUAAAAAUAUAAAAAAAAUUAACAGAGUUUAAAUGUUUUAGUGUCCGACCCUUAAGUGAAACAAAAAAUUUUAUUUAAAAAAAAAUAACAAUUCUUGAAAAAAUUUAUUUAGUGCUUUGCAAGCAGAAAAAAGUGCACGCAUAUUUUUCCUCCGUUUCAAGUGUUGAUUCUACAAUAAAUUUAACAAAAAGUGCAAAUUGCAACAACUGCGCAAACUGCCAAGUUACACACUCACACAACAACAACCACAACAUAUUGUAACCGGCUAAGCUGGCAUUCAACGUGCCUAUCGGCCACUGAGGCAGCCAAGCAACCAAUGUAACUCCAAGUCUCAUACCUGCCAGUUCAUCUGCUUCGCGCCGUAAGCCCCGCUGCUGCUAUAGAUAGUGCUAAAUUACGUUUUUGUUGUUGUGGUUGCAGCAAAAAAAAAUCAAAUAAAUGCAAUAAAUACAAAAUAAAUGGAAAAUGUUGCAAAACUUCCAUUAAACGAGUUUGACACAUAAACACAUGCAACACUGCCUUACAAGCGUAUAUGUGUUGGUGUGUGUGUGUGUGUUUGUGUUUGUAAUUGUGUCCGCGCUCCGGAAAAACCUGUUGCACUCGGUGCUGCAUUCACACGCUCCGUGGCCAUCACAAACGGAGUGCAUUCAUUCUAUUGCAGUGUGUGUUGCAUGCAACAAAAAAUGUCCCGCUGUUGAAUUGCAUAUGGAAUGAACGAAAUAUAUUAUUGCAGCAAGCCAAUAGAAUAGAAGGCACUAAAUAUCACCAUUGCUAACUUAAGCUCAUUGAACUAAGAACUGCCAACACAAAACAACUAAAAAAUUGGAACAGAAAAUAUAUUCGGUGCAAUUUCACCAUCAAAAUGCAGGACAUACGUUUGCGCGUCGAACAACCCAUGUCGCGUGUGUCACCCACACAGACGCGCCGCCCCAUACACCUACUGCCACAAAUAAGCUUAAGUUGCAAUGAACCGCCUUUGGAAGCUCACCUGCAGCCCAGUCAACAUGCAGUGCCGCGUUCACCGAGCUCCGAGGAGGAUAACUCACCCACAGAAAUGAAUAAUUGCCGACGUAUGGCGGAUAAGCCACCUUUGGUCAAACGCCUCACAAUGGGUAUGGGUCUGCUGCGUGGUACCGAAGAUAGUCGCCCACUGGUGCAUACAGCCUCAUCUUCACUCAAUUCAGGUUCAUCACAAACCAUCUCCGAUGGCUAUGUGAACGAAGCCAUUUGCGAACCAGAGAAAAUGAUUACCAACAAAUUCGGCGACUCCUGUCGGCAGUCGUUGACCGCGCUGCCCACGCUGGAAGCGGCGCAUAUGGGCUUGCAGGAACACACCGAAUUUAGCUAUAAGAAAAAGUAUCUGCGUGAAACGUGUAGUGCCAACUCCAGUCCAAAGAUGUUUGCGCCCAGCGCGCCGCUACGGCUCGACAAUCUCAGCUUGGCGGAGCAGCACGAACUGAAAGGCGCCGCCUGGUUUCAAGCCGGCAUUCCGCGUGAGAUCUCAUUGGAGGUGCUGUCGCGUCAGAGCCCUGGCGCCUUCCUGGUGCGGCAGAGUAGCACCAAACCCGGCUGUUUUGCAUUAUCACUGCGCGUGCCACCGCCCGCGCCCAAAGUGGCACACUACCUGAUACUGCGUACGCCGCGUGGCUAUAAAAUCAAGGGCUUCACCAAGGAGUUCUCCUCAUUGCGCGCGCUCAUUACACAUCAUUCUGUAAUGCCAGAGCUGUUGCCUGUGCCACUGACUUUACCACGUCCAACGAAUAUGGGCGCCGGCGCACCGGGUAGUCGACAUGGCUCACGAGGCAGUGAAUUGGAUGGCUGUGAUGAUUUCGAUACUUAUGGAUCGCUAAAUGAUUUUCGCAAAAUGAUGGCCGAUUUGAAUGUAUGACUUUUGAGUGAGACAAUGAGUGAGGAUAUCGGACUGAUGACGCCAAGUAAGCGUGGCGAUGCACCAGCAACGGCAACGGCAACAACAACUGCAACACCAACAAGUUGACCUCGAAUCAGCUGUCUGAGGCGCUGGUGGUGUGGACAGGGUUGAUGAAUUUAGGUGUAGAACAACAAAUAAAACAACAAUAAAAACACAAUAGAAAAGUAUAGCAAUAAGAAAAGGAGUCACAAACAGCAGCAUAGCAAAGGCCACCGCACAUAUUGUCGUUAGUGGCAACGUUGCAAGGAGCAGCCAGCUAAAGUGCUCGUGUUGCAAGCAUUGCAAGAUUUGAUAUAUUAUCGAGACAGUGCGAAUGUUAACGAGUCAUCAUCAAGAGAACAUGCAACAUGUAAUACAAAAACAACAACAAGAGCAUGCAACAUGUAUUACAAAAACAACAACAGCAACAACAAUGGCGUAAUUGACAACCACAGCGCAAAGUUCGAGUUACAGCACAAUUCAAUCAACAGACACAACAACAACAACUAUAAAAUCAAGUACAACAACAACAAGCACAACAUUUAUUAUAAAUAGCAUAUGCUCCACUCCAAUGGCAUUGACAGUGACCAUGAUAAGUGAUACGAGCAACUUUCAUGCCACACACAAACCUCAUCCUGCAACAGCCAUAUAAAGUGCACUAACAAACACAACAACCUGCGCAACAAGCGCAUAGCUGAUAUCCACACAGAACAGUUAAAGUGCUGUUUAAUUAAUUAACACCGACAAGCGAUACACCAGCAGCAAACACAAGCCAGGCAACCAAAUGUCGGACGACAAACGAAAUCUAGGCUCCACAAAUCAGCCAACUUGCACCCACUCAUGCGUCGCAUGCACUACUGUCUGCCGUUGUCCACUCUACGUCACUGGCUAUGCAGCACUCAACCUGCCGCAGACAACAUUUAGCCUCGGUGACUUGUUGAAAUUCUAGCAAAAUGCAGAGUUUACGGCAAAUAGCUGCAUAACUGCAAUCAUCAGCCAUUGUCUAUGUGAGUGUGAGUGUGUGUGUGCAUAACUUUAGUGACUACUGUUGAUUAAGCUCUGUAAUUAUUUUAAUUGGGCAACAUAUUCAAUGAAAUUGCAGGCAGACAUUUCUGGCUAAUGAAAAUCACAGAAUCACAGAAGAUUUACGGCACAUAAACGAAUCGCCAGCUAUGCGAGUAAUACCUACGUAAAUUUAUUAGUUAGUGCGUGUGAGCAAACUUAAUUCCAAAAUAUUUAGGUGUGCUUUUUGCAAAGGUAUUCGCUUGCUUGGAAGUGGCUUAGUAAUUUAACAAAGCCAAGCAGUAAUUGAUUUAUCACCAUUAAGUAAAGCUGUAUAUUUGUAUGUAUGUAUUUACUAUGUCUCAAUGCAAAUGUGUUUAGCAAGAAUGCCAGACAAGGCAUUAGAAGUGUAAUCACUAAGCCGUCUUAACCGCAUGUCUCAUAUGUAAACUAAGUAUUACGGGGAUUGCUUGGGAAAUAGUUAUUUUUCAUGGGUCCAGAAAAUUAGUCUAAGGCUUGAAGUAUGCUCUUUGAGUUACAUAAAUAUGAGUUUCGAAUGUAAAUUUAACACUAAGUUUCUAUCCAGCGAGCUUCUCUGACGGCUUGAGAACUGAUAAACGCCGCUGCAGUCCAUUUGCGGAAAAUACGGUAAAUACAGAAGCAAUUAGAAACCC
Bactrocera oleae (olive fruit fly) is the source of this 3815-nucleotide messenger RNA. It is a transcript of the gene Egfrap, whose product is annotated as EGFR adaptor protein. The record is from RefSeq and is a predicted model, not a curated record. Lineage: Eukaryota; Metazoa; Arthropoda; Insecta; Diptera; Tephritidae.